CGGAAGCGUCACCCUUAUUUUUUUUAGUGCCGCACAUCAGGCCCCUCCCGGCUGAUCCAAGCUCCCCCCCUAAGCCCAAGCUUGGUGGCACCUCCUCAUUCCUUGCCCCCGUCCGAUAACCACAACACAACAUCAUCGAUUCCUCUCCCCCGACGCGAAACAUCCACGGCGAAAAACACUGGCCAAGAUGGCGGGCAAAAUGGUUCUAUACAAACUGGUGGUGCUUGGAGACGGUGGCGUAGGGAAGACGGCCCUCACAAUCCAGCUCUGCUUGCAGCAUUUCGUUGAGACAUACGACCCGACCAUUGAGGACUCGUAUCGGAAGCAGGCCGUCAUAGACAACCAGGCGUGCAUGCUCGAGGUUCUCGACACGGCAGGGCAAGAAGAGUACACGGCUCUACGAGACCAAUGGAUCCGGGACGGCGAGGGCUUCAUCCUAGUCUAUAGCAUUUCGUCCCGGUCAUCCUUCACACGCAUCAAGAGAUUUCAUCACCAGAUCCAGAGGGUAAAAGAAUCGACAGCCUCGUCACCCUCAUACCCAGGGUCGCCGAUCUCGGCUGCCAAUCCGUCGGCACCAGUACCCAUUAUGCUCGUGGGCAACAAAAGCGAUCGCAUUGCCGAGCGGGAGGUUUCCACGCAGGAAGGACACGCCUUAGCGCGCGAACUAGGCUGCGAGUUCGUCGAGGCUUCGGCAAAGAAUUACAUCAACGUCGACAAGGCCUUCUAUGACGUCGUGAGGAUCCUGAGGAGACAACGACAAGCCGCUGCUCAACCAAUCUCGCCCACUGGCAGUGGCAAGUAUGAGUCGAGGAGGACGGAUUCCAGCGUUCAAUCGGAGAAGAGCCGGUAUCGACGCGAGCGCGGCAGCCGCAGAGGGUGCACCAUACUAUGAACAAGGAGCCAACCUCUCUCGCCCGUCCCGCUCUGUUCACGGCCCAUCCUCUCUUGCGGCUCGUGGCGACAAUUUGCCCGGAGAAGAGAAUCCGGGCCGUCUGUCGGGCGAUGAUCGCACAACCAUCUCGAACCAAAAUGCACAGUGGCAAUCUUUUUACACCUUAUUACGCCUUUCGCCACUCCGGUCUCUUCCGAAUUUUUUAACUCAUAUCCCACCAUUUUCUUUUCUUUUCUUGGACCAGAAAGAUACCGA
Molecule: messenger RNA, 1147 nt
Organism: Chaetomium strumarium
Lineage: Eukaryota; Fungi; Ascomycota; Sordariomycetes; Sordariales; Chaetomiaceae
Product: ras family-domain-containing protein
Exons: 2
Coding region: 188-892 (234 amino acids)
Biological process (GO): Ras protein signal transduction
Cellular component (GO): plasma membrane
Molecular function (GO): GTP binding; GDP binding; GTPase activity
Source: RefSeq, a predicted model, not a curated record